AUGCAGAGUUCUAAGUCGAAAAAAUCUUAUGAAUUCGACGACCUUUUAGCCAUGGUUGGCGGCUUCGGUCGAUAUACCUUUCUUCUUUAUGCAUUCAUGUGUGUAAUGUCUCUUCCCAUCGGACUACAGCAACUGGUCCAAGUGUUUUACGGUGCCACUCCAAAGUAUUCCUGCGUUGCUUUUUCGAACGCACAGGGAAACAACACUUGUACCGUUCUAAAAAGUGGAACGUGCUGUGAAAAAUGCACCGACUACAACUUCAGUAAUCGUUUGACUAGUGCAGUCACUGAGGUAAGGAGUACUUCUUAAUUGAUUUAAAAUCCCUUAGAUUCACCAGUUCCAAACAGUAAGCUGAAUAAGAAACCUGAAUAUUAAAGUAAUUGCUUCUCUGUACAUUUUACAUCGUCACCUGAAAAUUAUUGGGGCAUCUAAUACAAUACUUAGAUAAGCUGGAGUGCUCUUGUAAUCAGUUUAAGCUGAAAAGACAGCAAUAAACAAAGGCUGUCCUGACAUAACUUCGUCAUCUGUUGGGCCCGUACCCAUUGACAAUAGCAUGAAUUACGUAACAAACAAGCUGAUAGAGAAUGGUUCUUCUCCGCCUGCUAGCGGGAAAAUUCUCUGAAGGUCUCCUGUAUACGUCUAGUUCAUCGUUCUAAACCUAGUUACGUUGUUUAGGAGAUAAUCGCGAUCAGGGCUACUAUUUUUUUUUCGCUCAAAGGAACUUGAGAUAAAAAUGAAAGUUACCCUUCAGCGUCUAUCCUAUUUGCCAGAUCUGCGUCAUGAAUGUUGAAGAAAAUUCCUCCUUCCGUACCCAUUUUAAACUCGUCAGUAUAAUUUCUGCGCUAACAGUAAACGUUUCAAAGCAUAUAUAUCUGAGAUAAUCAUCGGCCGAAUACAGAGUUCACUUAUCGUACCGAAGUUCCCGUACUUCUAAAGGAAGCUAUAGAAGGAUGAAGUGAAACUAUCUAUCAUACAGUGGUCAUAUGAUAUAAGAAAACUAAUCAAACUUCACCUCAGAUUUUCUUUUAAAAUUGUGAAUUAUACCUUCAGAUAAACCUUCUCAUAAAUGCCGCCAAGUAUACGAGUCCAUUUAUCGAGGCUGAGCUGAAAUCAAGUUACCGGAAAUUGGAAAAAUAUUCUUUUAUUAAUACUUUUCCGAACUUUUAUAAUAUUCUUGCAGUUCUAUUUACACUGCACGCUGCAUGUCCUGACGGAAACACCAAACUGACAUCGCAAAACUUCCGUUUUUCUUGCUUGGUUAUAUAUACAUGUAGUUAACCCGUCGACACACCGAAACCCGGACAUAGAGUUUACCUACUCUUUAAUGAAUAAGGACGAUUUCUUUUGCAGUACACGUAGUUCUAUUCCCUGUAUACUUCCCUAUACUUUUACGAAAGUAAUGCAUCGUAAUACACAUCAUAAUCAUAUUUUGUCAGUGCAAUAUUGAGCUUUGUGAGGUAUACAAUACAAAAGGCGACAAAAUUAGUCAAGACACUUAAAUCGCGAGGACAUUUCUGAAGUUUUGCCGACACAAUCUACUUCAAAUUAAACGGACAAAUAAAGCUUUACCUCACCGCGAGGACAUUUCUGACGUUUUGCCGACACAAUCUACGUCAAAAGUAGUCUGCUACACAGCCGUUUUUAGUGUCGUCACGCAAAAGGGACAAAUAAAGCUUUACCUCACCCACCCCCUCUAAACAAUGUUGUUCCUCUGCUGCUCAAGUAGGAAACGACAAACAACCUAAUUUUGAACGGAGGGGGAAUAGAAGGGGUACAAUUUUGUGAACGGCUGUAGCUCUAGCAGAGAAGCUAAGAAAAGUGUUCACUAAGCGAUGAUAUGAGUUGUCAGUAAGCGAAGAAUCCUGAUCCUAAAGAGCGCAGCACGAAUGUUGUUACAAAUCAUUGUAUAAAUUAGGCUCCGGAUAUUUAGGCUUAUACCCAGCUUAUAUGCAUUAGGUAACUUAUAUUGGAUUUCACUUGACUUCGAAAAUAUAUUCAGAACCGGGGAUGCAAGUUCAAGCCACUACGUUGCUUUGAAUAUGGUUUAAUUUAUCAAGGGUUACUGAAAAUGUAACUUAUAUUGGAUUUCACUUGACUUCGAAAAUAUAUUCAGAACCGGGGAUGCAAGUUCAAGCCACUACGUUGCUUUGAAUAUGGUUUAAUUUAUCAAGGGUUACUGAAAAGAAAAAGAACUCAAGAAAAUUAAGGGCUCGUUUAGCCGUUUUUUUAGAACCAAAUUAAUUUUAAUCAAGUGAGUGCCCUGUUAUUGGCAGUAGAUAUUGAGAUCUGAUAAUGGUCGCUGAAUAAAAAUACCCAGAUUGUCUUUCAAAAUCGUCAUCCAGUACUUGCAAUAUGCAACAAGUCACGAGGGCUUUGUUCACUAGCUCUUGAGAUGGAGCGCGAAACCAUUAAGCCCAAUCAAGAGCCAAAAUUGGGGAUAGGGAUUGCAAUAUCUAAUAUUUGUACUUUUCGUAUGGUUGCUUGAAGCUGUGUACAGGUACAUGUAUCUCUGAUUAUUGUUUUUGAGUGCAAUAUUUUUCUGUCUGUUCAGACAAUAUCGUGCACAGAAUACUUAGCAGCUUAUUUUUACCUUGGUAACAAAAGCUUGCGAUGACAAACGCUUAUGCGUAGACUAUUCAGUCUCCUAUUUUUCCGUAAGGUCGUCGGGAUCGAGCGUUUCACAUUGAAACCAAGAUUCCUGCCCAUAAGGGUAGAUGCCCCAAGAGGUGUACUGCGGAUUUGAAGUGACGGGGGAUGAUCGAAUGGGGCAAAAAUCAAAACCCGAAAAAAAUCCCCAGGGCUUCCAACAAAACCUCAGAAAAUCCCACCCUGGGCUGGGUACUCGAUCCCGACGAUCUUUAAAUGGAAAAAUAGGGGACUGUGAACAGUCUACCUAAGUAAAAUGCGACAAAGGGUGGAUCGUAGGCAGCCUUUUUUCCUCCGGCUAAGUUGACUAGGAAAUGGGUCAAACAAGGAAGACACAAAAAUGUUGAAUCGAAGAGCGAAGCUUAAGACCUUGAUGAUUAUGCCUCAAACUUUAUUUUUUUGCCUUGUUCAACUUUGUCAUGAUUUUCUUUCGCAGUGGGACCUAGUAUGCGAUAGAAAGCACCUAAAAGCUAUGACCCAGUCCGUUUACAUGGGAGGAUUAUUGGUUGGUUCAGUCGCCUUCAGUACACUUUCUGAUCAUUUUGGUCGCAAGGUCGCAGUUUUCCUCAGUAUCUUAAUCAUGGUGAGUAUUGAACGAAUCGUUUUUGAAAUGUGGCUGUUUGAAUUGUGUUCCGUGAAUACCUGGAACCGAUGCCAGCAAACAGUUGACGCUCAUUUUGUUUGACGUCAGAAGUUGGUGAACAAAGCUUAAGGCCAUGAGAGUUGUGUGGAGGAAAUCAAAAUAUCCAUCCUUACGACGAAAUAAAAUUAAUAUUGGAUGAAGUUUAAACAUCGUUUGUCCACAAUACAAAGUGACACAAAAAAUACAUGCGUGAUUCCGUGUUUGACAAGCUCCUUCACUUGUCGGCUAAUUAAAAACGUAUUCACAUUAACCAAUAUUCUGAAUUAGUAAAAUCCAACUAGUGGUCUAUCAUCAAUGAUGCAUUCUGAUUGGUUGAGCUACUACUAGGCUAUAUGUUAUAGCCCCCCUAGUAGCGAAAAGCGCGGGCUUUUUGGAGGCAAAAAAGGACUAAAGUCUAGCUUUAACUAGCUAAAUUUUUUUAUUCUCGAUAUUUUUGACCAACUAGUUGGAUUUUACUAAAACAAUUAUUCCUCUCGCCCUCAUCCCCUCUGAGUCAAUAGCCCAUUCGACCUUCGGCCUCUUGGGCUAUUGACUCGAGGAAUAAUUGUUAAACAUACGUACACCAACUGUGGCCAGUUAGCAGGGGAAAUAUAUUCAACGAAAUGAAAAACAAUAAAGUACCAAGCAGGAGCACCCAACGAGAAUAUAGUUCCAAAACCACUUAUACAUAGCAUUGUUGAACGUAUUUUAGUACUUAAACGGUAGAUAUAGGCACAUUCAGUACCCCCUAAAAAUUUUUCACCUGUUCGGAUUUCCUAGCUGAAAGUCUAGUGAUCCGAAAAUUACAGGGAUCAAAACCUACUUUUUCGAAAAUUUCAGCCAGAAAAAAGGCUCGCGAAAAUUCUAGGUGACCUUUUUAGGAUAAAAAUCCGUUAAAAAUGGGCAAUUAUACCAUCUUUUAGAUGUUCGAAAAUCCUAGGAGAGGCAGGCAAGCAAGCAAUUUUACAAAAAAUGUUCCGAAAAUUCUAGAUCUCAAAUCGUCUUCAGAACAGAUAUUUUCCAAAAAUUGACGUUGGGUGCCCCUGAACAAGCAUGAGGUGAGCUUAAAAAGGAUUAAAUAAAUUGGAUUACGACAUGUAUAUAAUUCCAAUUUUUCAAUUGGCCUUGACUCGACUUGACGGCCACUUAAUAUGCCAUUAUAUCACGCCUGGCCGCCAAAAAGUAUCCAUGCAUAAAUUGUCGUCCAUUUGUUUUAACAAAGUGAACUUAAGAAAGAAAUUAUCAAUAUUAGUGCUCGGAAAAGUUCAGCGGUUAUUACAUUUGUACUUCUAGAUAUGCGAUAGUUCUAGCUCGGCAAGUGAUAUCACGGCGCACGCGUAAAACGGAUCGCGUAUUUUCCGAGGUUUGCAUGAAUAAUUACUAUCCACAGACAUAUAGUACAGUCAACACUUGCAAAAAAGCGGACAUCUAAGUGACCGGCACUAUACAUAUGUGUCCGUCUUAGAGAGAUGUCCGUCUUAUAGAGAAGUCAAGUAAAUGGAGGAAAAGAAAUCAGUGCAUGACAGCCUACUCCUACUGUUUCUGCACUGUCUCUUGAAAGUGUGAGAAUUGUCAGUUAUUUGCUAUAAAGCUCGUAGGAGACCAAAAACGGCGAUAGCCCUUAAAACCUCGAUUUUGCUCGCAAAGCCUAAUGGGUACCCCACUUUUCACUGGUGACGUUUGUCAAUGGGCGCGUUUCUGCAACGUCCAUGGACCAACUCUAGGUGUCCAUUUUAGGGAGGUGUCCAUCUCAUACAAAGUCAAAGAAAAUGACUGAAGAACGACAGGGACUAACUCUAGGUGUCCGUUUUAAGGAGGUGUCCUUCUUAAAAAGGUGCCGCUAAGAUGAUGUUGACUGUAUUACGUAUAUUUUUUAUACCACAGGGUGUAGGUGGUACAGUUUCCGGCGUCGCCGACUGUCUUUCAUUGUUCUCACUGUUUCGUUUCGUGACUGGAGCUGCUACAGCCGGCUGCCUUCUCGUUCGUUUCGUCUACUGCAUGGAGAUCAUACAAAUUGACCAUCGUACUGCCGCAGGGAUUGUAAACAACAUUUUUGUCAGCAUAGGAUUUUCUAUGCUGUCGUUCCUCGCUUAUCUUAUUCGUGACUGGAGGUAUCUUAUGCUGACUGUGUCUCUACCAGGACUUCCACUGCUUCUCUGUUGGUGGUAAGAAUUUUUUGCUCGUUGCUUCCUUGCGAUGCAUGCUCACCAUUUUAAGAUUGCACUUGGUAACCAAACAUUUUUUGUUCUGUUCGUUUAUUUCAAAGGAUUAUUCCCGAGUCCCCUCGCUGGUUGAUCGCCAAGAAUCGUCUGGACGAAGCUCAUGAGCUGCUAAUGAAAUACGCGAGGAAAAAUCGAGUUGAAAUCGACUCAGCACAACUCAAACACGCCAUACAAGAGUUUAAGAAGGAAGAAGAAAGGAAUGGCAAUCAGAUUAAGAAAACCUAUGGUAUUCUAGACAUGAUCAGAACACCGAAGCUUAGGAAAAGAACUUUGAUUUGUGGAUUUAACUGGUGAGUCUGUACAUAUAGGUCAAUCUUGACAUGUGACUACUUUCGUGCUUUGGGCAUCGGCCAACUCAGUGAGGCGAAUGACUUCUCAGAUGGAAAAAACUAAGGAGGAAACGUUUCUCGUUCUCUGUUGCAAUCAAUGCUUUCUGCGUGUAAUUUGAGCGCACUUUAACACUUGACCAAUAUAAUUCCAAAUUUUUGGAUCCUUUUGAGUCUCUACACUGAGUUUCUGGUUCUCGUGCCUGUACCUCUAUGUAUACGCAGUCAUUUUUUUUAUUACAUCCUCUCAAGGUGCAAUGAACUAGUCGCUCAUCUAAAAGCAAAUCUAACGCAAUAAGCUUACCGUAAUAAUUCAAUCGUUCGAUUUAGCUCCAUUUAUAAUAUUGGGUUAGCACCCUCAUUCAAAUAAACGCCCCUAUACAAGUAACAGCCCUUACUACAAUAAGAGCCCUUAUUUUUUUUUCAGUGAUAGCACUGUUAGAGUACAUUUACAUUGAGAUCAGGUGGUACAUCAGGGCAUAAGCAAAUCAUGUAACAAUGAUCCCUAUGAUUGACGGAAUUACGAAUCGGACGAAGAAGUUAUUGACCUGAAGGCUUUGUUAUUGGUCAAACCAACACUGAAGCUAUCGACGUUGAACAGACUAGUUAGAAGAACAAAGUAGAAAAUAUUGGUGGUGUUUGAGGUGUGUUGUUUUUGGACAACAACUGCCGCGCCUGUUGCUGUUACAAAUGAGUGAGUUUUAAAAAAUCUUGCCCAUUUUUAUAGCAAGAACUCCCCCCCCCCCCCCCCCUGUGAAGUAUCAUUAGUAAAGAAGCUCCCCGGGCGCUUAAUGGAAGCAUUAAGGUAAUUCCCUGUUACCUCCUUCUUACAGGUUCGUGAACGCCUUGGUGUAUUUUGGAAUAAACUUGAACGUGGGAAACUUGGCAGGAGACAUGUACCUCAAUUUCUUUAUCUUGUGCAUCGUUGAAAUUCCCGGAGCAUUGUUACUCUGGUUUUUAAUGUCAAGGUAGUGUUUGUGAUUGCGAAACCCAAAAUUCUACCAAGCAAAAAUAAUCGAAAUUAGCGAACAAAAUCCCUCACGGCAACAAUAGAAAGUGUCCAUGUCAGUGACUAAACAGCUUAUUGAGGAAGGAAAUCGACAAUUAAAGUAAACUUAUGACUUGAAACUUUUAAAAGUAAUGAGGGAUUUUGGUGCUUUGCUGAAAUGUGCUUUGUUCCUAUUGUCCGUAACUGCGUUAGCUCAAUACAGUUUAUCAGUCUCACUAAAAACCGCCCAAACCAAUAGGUUUUUGGAGCAAUUGAUACCUACGAUCCAGUGGCGAAUUCAGAUCUUGAAGUAAGUGGAGGCCUCGCUCGUUCAGUGCCUUAGAUAAAAAGGGGGGCUGGCCUCGAAAAUAUUUUUUCAUGUCCGUGCGGACCUUGGAUUUGCCUUAUAAUACGGUGGGGGCCCGGGGGCCCCCCUAGAUCCACCACUGCUAUUCCCUUGCUAGUGUCCAUUUACAGAAACAUGUGUCUUUUUUGUAACCGAAGAGAGCCGUUUUACAAAGAGAAUGGAGAAAACGGUUUGAUGCAUUUAUCCCUUUGCACCAGUCACGUGCAUUUUUCCAGGGUCUGUGUGUUCUACUGUUUGCGCAUUUUUCAUAUGUUUAGUACCACUUAACUUGCCCCUAUUUUUUUCACUUAGCAGGCCUUCUCGUGUUUUUAGCAUACAUUUAAUGCCAUUUCUCCGAGAUUUAAAGAUUUUCAGCUAUUUCUUUGAUUGUUCGUGAAUGACCAGCUGAGUGACACCAGUUUGCUCCUUUGCAGA
Messenger RNA from Porites evermanni, 7585 nucleotides. NCBI's taxonomy places the organism in Eukaryota, Metazoa, Cnidaria, Anthozoa, Scleractinia, Poritidae. The record is from the annotation of a GenBank genome assembly.